AUGGCCGUCAUCGCCGUCGCAGGCGGCACAGGCGGCGUGGGCAAGACAAUCGUCGACGUCCUCACGCAAGAAGCAAAGCAUGAAGUCAUCGUUUUGACACGAAAGGCAAUGUCACUCUACGCAUUCAUCUAUCGAAACCCCUCUAACGGACCUCAGAUCCAAGAAAAUAGCCCCAUCCUCUCCCGCGCAAAGCAGGUAGAGGUGAACUACAAGGACGUGUCCGCUCUGACCCAAACCCUGAACGAGCACAAAGUACACACCAUCAUCUCCGCGAUCUCGCUGUACAGCGAGGACGACAGCGAGGCCCAACUGAACCUAAUCCGUGCUGCGGAGGAUGCACCCGAAACAAAGAGGUUCAUGCCGAGCGAGUACUCGUUCAUCCAGACGGAAGACCUCCUCCCCCUGGACCCAAGCAUAAAGUACUUCCUGGACGCCGCGAACCUGCUGAAGUCAAGCAGGCUGCACUACACGCGCGUGAUCCCCGGCUUCUUCAUGGACUACUGGGGCAUGCCGCACACGAAGACGAAUCUGUCGCCCAUGACGAUCGCCGUGGACAUGGGCAGCUGCGAGGCGGCGAUACCCGGCGACGGGGACGAUGGGAUUGCGAUGACGUACUCGUAUGAUAUGGCGCGGUUUAUUGCGCGGUUGCUGGAGACGGACGCGGAGGGGUGGGGGGAGUUUAGUGGUGUUGUUGGGGAUCGGGUUACGUAUAACCGGCUUGUUGGGAUUGGGGAGAAAAUUCGGGGCCGCAAAUUCAAGGUGGUCUAUGAUAGUGCGGACAAGGUGAAGCAGGGCGCCGUUACUGUUCCGAGGCAGCCUGUGGGAAAUGGAUAUAGCCAGGAGGACAUGGUUGAGGCGACGGCGCUCAUGGACCGGCUUGUCAUUGGGAAGGUGUUUGAGUUUCCGGCUGCGAUUCAAUCGAAGGAGGGCGAGGUUCUGGAUUUGGUCAAGGUUGAGCAGUUCGUGAGGGAGGCGUGGGACGGGAGGGCGUAG
Aspergillus mulundensis is the source of this 993-nucleotide messenger RNA. RefSeq lists its product as uncharacterized. The record is from RefSeq and is a predicted model, not a curated record. Lineage: Eukaryota; Fungi; Ascomycota; Eurotiomycetes; Eurotiales; Aspergillaceae. The coding region runs from base 1 to 993 and encodes 330 amino acids. The transcript is spliced from 3 exons.